Gongylonema pulchrum is the source of this 663-nucleotide messenger RNA. NCBI's taxonomy places the organism in Eukaryota, Metazoa, Nematoda, Chromadorea, Rhabditida, Gongylonematidae. The record is from the annotation of a GenBank genome assembly.
AUGCACGGCCCAUACAACAUUGGGUUACUGAACAUAGCGUUAGACAAAGAACAGCUGUGCUCGGAAUACGGGAGUGGACAAAUACAGUUGUGGCAGUUCCUCUUGGAACUGCUUUCCGAUACCCACAGCAACGCGCACUGCAUCACUUGGGAAGGCCAAAAUGGUGAAUUCAAAUUGCUGGAUCCGGAUGAAGUGGCCAGGAAAUGGGGCGAACGAAAAAGCAAGCCUAAUAUGAAUUACGACAAACUCAGUCGAGCUUUGCGAUAUUACUAUGACAAAAAUAUUAUGACUAAGGUGCAUGGAAAGCGCUAUGUGUACAGAUUUGACUUCAACGGUCUGGCGCAAGCUUGUCAAGGCAAUGUCAACGGAGAGCUCGUGCCAACCAUUUCUGCUCCAGUGCAACAUUAUCGAUGUACCUCUCUGACCAGCUGCCCACCGCAUCAGUUUCUGUUUCAACACUAUCACCACAGCGUACCAAAAAUGCGUCCCGCUGGUGUGCCAUAUUCACCUUUAAUUCAGCCGACAAGUCCGGAUAAGCGGUCUGCACAUCUGAUGCAACCAUACUGGCCAGGAACGAUCCCGAACGGUAGUUGUGUGUAUACUGCACCUGCAACAUACUACGGGACUCAGCCGAGACAUUUUAGCCAUUUCCUGUCUCAAUAG